This is a messenger RNA of Dreissena polymorpha, 4894 nucleotides long. RefSeq lists its product as uncharacterized. Lineage: Eukaryota; Metazoa; Mollusca; Bivalvia; Myida; Dreissenidae. The transcript is spliced from 2 exons. The record is from RefSeq and is a predicted model, not a curated record. Bases 68 to 2419 code for a protein of 783 amino acids.
UAAACUUACAAGAAGUGCACAGCAUGAAGCAGCUGAGUCACACACAGAAUGUUCAGCAUCGACUGAUAUGGUCACAUUAGCGAGACGGAUUGAUUCUAGUUUAAACUCACGGAUACAGGCCUUACUCCAGCAAGUCGAAAUGUUCAAUGCGUUUUUACAGUUCUUCAACAGCGAAAUGCUGGUUCCUGUGGGCAGUUCCCAAGAUGGAUCGAAAGUCAACGUGCCCGGUGACGGUGGUGAUGUUGAUAUUUUACUAAUCUCGAAAACCGCGAUUUUAGAUGAAUCAUUAUUGGAAUACGACCCCCGUUAUCCCGCGUUUCUGAGAGUUCGGGGCGAUAGCACACACUCAGAAAUGUUCAAAUGGAAACGAUUAGUCGAAGAUAUGUACGUCCCAGUCAACGUGUUGAAACAUCUAGAACGAAGAAUAUAUGGUUUACUGAGGGUUUUCGUCAGCGUCGUGUUACGUCCAGGUAUAUCAACCGAUGGGGAAUAUUUUAACGUUUUCAAAGAAUCCGCUGUCGGUUUGGAGAUUGCAGCACUAGAUGGAUCGUCAACCAUGGAUGCUUUGCAUGUGGCUGAGGCUUCUGAAAAGAGGGUCAAUAGAUGGAGUGUAAUGUUGAAGUUCGUUCAUAGUGCUCUGGACUCGUUCGAUGCUAUGGCUAACAAAUGUGAUCCACAUGACUUCUCUAACGCACAGAGUCAAAGACCGUUUUCAAAUAUAGCAGAAGGCGUAACAAGUGCGGGGAUAAAAAUUGCAGACUUGUAUAGAGACUUAAAGGAAAAUGAUGGUGUUUCAACAAUGAGAAACGAAGCAAAAAAGCGAGAGCCCAAAACCGACCCGAUAUACAGAAGCAGUAUAAGCAACGUACAAUUAAUUGGGGAAACAAGUGACCUUCCUAAACUCAUGACUGCUGAUAUAGUACCUGCAUUUACUAUUCAAGGCUGGCCGAGGGUAGCCGAAGAGUGGAUAACUAGGCCUCGAAAAUGGCCUUCGAAAAACUUGGUUCUUAACAUUAUAAAAACAGAUUGUCAGAUCGUUGCCAAACGACCUCUGUAUCCGAAUCUGAAUGGAGACAGAAACAAUGAGGACCAUUCUCCGGAAACAGAUGAAAAUGAUACAUGUUUUCGACUGUCAUUUUCGCAGUGUGAACUAGCCUUGGCAAAACAGCUUUCUGAGGUACCGCUUUUAUGCUGGAAGAUUUUAAAGGCAUAUCAAAAGGCGUUUCUACGCACAGAGCCUCCAGUACUGACUUCGUAUCAUUGGAAGACUGUGCUAUUUUUUAUCAGAGAAGACACUGAUGACGACUUUUGGUGUGAAGGGAAUUUGUUGAAUUGCGUGAUUAGAGCUUUGGAUUUUAUGCUUAGUUGCCUCAAGGCCCGUUUUCUACCAGGAUACUUUGUCCGUGGAGAAAAUCUUAUCGCCGGAUGUCGUGAUGACUUGGUGAUUGUAAUUCUCAACAAGGUUGCUGAAAUACGUAAGUCACCUUCCCAGUUCCUGUUAAUUUUUUUAGAAGAUCCACCGAAGCCCGACGUUUAUAUUAUUUCAAAAGAGAAAAUAAUGGACUAUUUAUGCGCUGAACGUCAGGAAAAUAUGGAAGAAGAUAUAUGUAAUAAUAUUAUACACGGUAUGUGGUCUUUCAUGACAUUUGAACCCAAUGAGGAUAAAAACAAUAGCAAUGAAGAUCAUUUUGACAGCUUCGGAAAAAGAUAUCCCGAAAACUUCCGCAAUUUUGUGCAAUUAAUAAAGGGAAAGAAUAUGAAUAACUCUGGGCAACUUAUUUUAACUGGUGUCGAGGCAUUAAUGGAAACUGUCUUCUCAUUAGACAAAGAGGGUUCAGAAUCAGAUAAUGAAAAUGAGCAAGAUAUAUAUGCAAGAGAGCAACGCACACAAUAUACGAAAGAACAAGACUCACAGACAUCAGGUAUGCCUUUAAUGGCAAACGAACAAAGCGAUAAGACGGCACAUACAACUGCAGACACUGCUGAUUAUAAUAAAACGAGUGCAAUCGUUUCGAGGCAGUCAACUAGACAAUCGGAGAAGUCUUUGAGUCGAGUAAAAAUGGACGUUGAACACAACGAAUAUCCACAACGAGUGAAAGAUAAAGCUGAGUACCAAAUACCUCGUGCUGAAUAUUCUAAUACGUCGACUAAACAACAUGACGAUUCAUUUAGUCGAAAAGUUGAGACGGGUGUUAAAUUUGUAGAUGACUUCGUUCGACUUGUAUCUAAAAGAGACGAUCUGGAAAGCGAUGAAGAAGAACGUGAGUCCGGUUCAGAUCUUCUCAGUUUUGCUGGAAACUUUAUAGAAAAGUUCCGAAACAAACUAAGUGAGGAAAAGGCUAACAACCAUGACAACAUGAACGAUUCAUGUAAAACAAAUACAUCUGAACGUGCACCAUGUGACCUCGACCUUGAUUGAGUAUUGAGUUAUGAGUUUUUUCGCAAAACAUACCAUGGUCAAUACCGUCCCCUCUCUAAACCUUUAUAAAAAGGUCAGGACCGGUCUCAAAUGCUGUGAUUGUUUCCAAAACAGGCAUAACACAUGUAUAAGUAUGUUCAACAAUUUAUUAGUAUUAAUCUCUAAAGGCAGUUGUUUGUAAAUUAUUAAUUAAAGUAUGAUAGAAACACAAAAUAAUUAAAUCAAUUUAUUUAUUUAAGCAAUUUAUUUAUUUUCAACCAGCAGAUCAAACCUCUCGUUUGUAUAUAAAAAAAGUACACAACGUUUAUCAUUUCUUUAACGGCCUUAUUGAAGACACUUUCUAAUUUCAUAUUUUUAAAAAUAUGUCGUCUUUUAUUAUGUGAUAUAUGCACAAAGAGUAUUUACUUUCAGUAAUAACUUAAAAAAUAUUAGACACACAAUUGAAUUCAACAAAAUAAACUAAAACUGCAUAGCAAUAACUAUUUAACUGAGACCUCGGUCGUUCACAUAAGAGCUUGAACAUUUGACAUCAUAACAUAGUGAUCAUAAUUUAGAAAUAAAAAAUGAAAAACAAGCCCAAGUAGACACGUUAAUGUCAGCACUAUUUUAAAACAAUUACUUAUUGUUAAGUUAAUUGUAUUAUCACAUAAUCACGUUUUCCAAAUUUUCGAUGAAACCAGAAAAGCUCUGUUGUACAUAUUUCGCUUGACGAGUAUCGUGCCUCAGAAAGUUGUAUUUAUCUUGCACUGGCAACUAUUUUGUCAUUAUUAAGUAACUAAAUAUCAGUGAAGUUUAAAUGUCUAUUUAUUGCUCUUUAUAAAUUUGAAUUGCGUUGGUGUGCAUUUUAAGUUAUGUUGUAUGUAUUGACCUGUAUAUAAGAAAACAUCGGUCAUUAGCCUUAAAAAGACGACUAGCGGAUAUAAACAAUAAUUUCUCUGUUGACUGUGUUUCAGUUGUAACAAAAUAAUAUUUCUUCAAUAUUUCCCAACACGUUAGCGUAGCGAUAUACGUUUAAACUUCUUAUUUUCUGAAUCCAUGGUAAUUGUGUUAAUGGUAAUUUUGUCAAUUUGUUGACUGGUCAUUUUAAGGCAAGCAGCUUCCACCGCCAAUAAUACAGUUUAUAAUAUGUGGCAUUAUUGGGUGAUAAUAUAUCAUUAUCAUUACAUAUACACUUAUAUAUUUAUACAUAUAUGUACUUUAUAUAUUUAUAUAUAUACUUAUUUUUGUAUAUUUAUACGUUCGAAUUGAAAAUGACCUUUAUAAAGGGUAACUCAUAAUGUAUUAUAAUUUUAUUAUGAUUUAAUUUAUACAUAUCGUCCCCUCCCCGCGAAAAUCGCCAACCUCAAUAUGUACAAGUUUUCAGAAGGAAAAAACUUCAUUUUUUUUAAUUACAGCAUGAAGCUAAAACUUUGUAUUAUGUAUCCCUACAUGUGCCCUAAUGUGUAAAGGGACGUUUGCCUGUUUCUGUAGUCAAUAUGAGAAAAUUGUCAAACUCAAGCUUUUACAGCUUUUACAGCUUGAGUUAGACAAUGUUCUCAUAUUUUUUUACUUGUCUACAUUUAGUGUGGAAAUUUUCGUUCCAACCAAUCGAACUUCGCAAAAUCCUCACAUGGUAUAACUUUGUAAGCCGAUUAGAUAGGACCUUGGAAUUCUUCGCGGGAGAAGCGGGCUGUUUUCACCAGAGCGAAAAUGUCAAAACCCGUUUUCGUGCCGAAACUGAGAUUGGCCAUUUUCGCGGGGAGUGGACGAUAUGUGUUUAUAUAAAAGGUUGAUAAUAAACAACGUUCUUAUUACCCCCCGUUCACACAAAGACGCCGCUUCUACUACGAUCAAAGUGUGGCCGAAAACGAGGCCGAUCGUGACACAUCGCUGGAGAAACGUAGUGGAGUCUUAAAAGCGCAGUAUGAUUGCGGUAGAGUCUUCAUGAUCGGAGAGGUCUACGCUCUCGCCACGCUUAUUUUGAACAUGCUCAAAUCAAGCGUAACGGGAGCGUGGCCAACAAGAAUCGGUGUAGAGUCGUAAAAAGAGCGUAGUAGAAGCGCCGUAAUCGUACAGGUAGCGCGGAAGCAUCGUGGAGGGAUCUUUAUGAUCGCAGUAAAAGCGCAUUAAAAUCUCUGAGUAGCGUCGUAGUAAGAUUUUGAAUGUCGCGGCAGUAAACACAGUAAGCGUUUGACGUAGGGGCAUCGUAGAACGGUCGAAAUGAAGACCAUAAUUUUUCAAAUUGCUCGAAUAAGACUCCGAUCGGCCUCGAUCCCUUUUUUCAGAUCGUGGCUUGAUCGCGAUGAUCGUCGUAACGUCGCAGCUAUGUGUGAACGGGGGUAAAUUUCAGUGAUGAAGAUAUGUUUUAAAUGAUAAUUGGUUAAUGUGUUGUUUACGUAUAGUUAACUCAAAAACAAUAGCUGAAUCAAGAAAGAUAUUAAAGAUAUGCGGCGUAUAUUCUAAAUAAUUAAACUGAAUACACGUGUUAAAAAGUUG